Molecule: messenger RNA, 4878 nt
Organism: Phaedon cochleariae (mustard beetle)
Lineage: Eukaryota; Metazoa; Arthropoda; Insecta; Coleoptera; Chrysomelidae
Source: the annotation of a GenBank genome assembly
AAACGUCACGGUCUCAAUGAUAUUAGUGGCAUGAUGGUAGUUUAUUAUUAGAAGUUUACUAAUUAGGAAGUGAUGAAGUUCAAAAUAUCCCUGCCAGAGAAACCAUCUCAUAGGGCACCAGUGACAUGCGUUGGUUGGAGUAGCACGGAAGAAGUUUAUUCAGCCGGCGAUGACAGCCAACUGCUCUCCUGGGCAGUCUCCACCGCCCGAGCCACCAAGGUCGCCCAACUGGCCGCCGACGUGUACCCCACCGACCUGCACUUCCUGCCCAGGGCAGGCGCCGCCCUGGGCAAGCACGGCGACCUGAUCCUGAUCACGUGCGUCGACGGGCGGUUCCACAUCGUGACCAGGGCCGGCAAGGUGGAGAGGAGCGUGGAGGCGCAUAAGGGGGCCGUCUUGGUGGGGCAGUGGGGCAGCGACGGGACUGGACUGCUCACAGCUGGAGAAGACGGUUUCAUCAAGAUCUGGUCUAGAAGCGGGAUGCUACGAAGCACCGUCGUUUCCAGCGAGAACUCUGUAUAUUCCGCAUCUUGGUCACCUGACGGCCAGGCGAUCGCCUAUACGCAAGGCAAAUGCCUUGUUAUCAAGCAGCUGGCGCCCAACACCAAACCGCUGAAGUGGAAAGCGCAUGAGGCCCUCGUUUUGUGUCUGGCUUGGAGUCCCGCCUCAGAGCUGAUAGUUUCCGGCGGAGAGGACUGCAAAUACCGAGUGUGGGACAGCCAAGGACGGCAGAUGUUCUCCAGCACUUUCCACGACAACCACAUUAUUUCCAUCGCUUGGUCGCCGAACGGUGACCUGUUCGCCAUCGGGUCUUUCAACACUUUGAGGUUAUGCGACUAUUCUGGGUGGUCAAGAUCAUUGGAGAAACCGAACACAGGCUGCAUCUACAAGAUGGCAUGGUCGACAGACGGUACCCAACUGGCGGGAGCGUGCGCGAACGGACAAGUACUUUUCGCACACGUCGUCGAGCGCGAAGUACACUACAUGAACUUCACCGCACUGGUCAGCGAAAAGAAACUGGUGACCGUCAAAAACGUCAUCGACGAGACGAACGAACAGCUCGAGUUGCCCGAACGGGUGAUCCAGUUGGCCCUGAGAUACAACCACUUGGUGCUCACCACGCCAACGCAGUGUUACAUUUACAAUACCACCAACUGGAACACUCCUGCCAUUUUUGAUUUGAAGGAUGGCUCUGUGAUACUGCUUCUGCUUUGUGAAAAGCACAUGCUACUGGUGGAGAAAACAACUGUCGGAAUAUAUAACUACCAAGGUAGAUUGAUUGCAUCACCGCGAUGGCCAAACAUGCGAUUGGAUCACUUGAGAAGUUCACACAUCACAUUGUCGCCUGAUACCCUAGCUGUGAGAGAUGCUGGAGACUUCAAAUCUGUUCAUAUUAUUGACCUGACAAAUACUCGAACAUCAACAGAAACUACAAAUAUUCAACAUUCGAUGCAAAUCAUCCAAAUUUCCUUGGACCAAUGGGGAGAAACAUCUUCAAGGAAAUUGGUAGUUUUAGACAAAACCAGAGAUUUGUAUCUAGUCCAUAUAAGAAGUACAAACAAAAUAUUCUCCAAAUUGGGUCGAAAAAUUGAAUCAUUUCAAUGGAAUGCAAGUGACAAUAUCAUAGCAGCAAUUCAAGAUACCCAAUUGGUAGUUUGGUACUGUCCUACAGCAUGCUUCAAUGCAAAGUUGCUAAAAAUUUGUUCUAUGCAAUAUGAUUCACCAGAAUUGGGUCGUAGUCCAAGAAUAAGCGAUUUCAUUGGGAAUUCUGUUUCUGUCAGAAGGGCAGAUGGUGCUCUACUGAAUGUUCCCGUAUCCCCAUUCCCCAGCUUGAUCCACAAAUAUGCCCAAGACAACCAAUGGACCGAGGCAUUAAACCUUUGUCGAACAACUAAUAACGAAACUGUAUGGGCGUGUUUGGCAGUUUUGGCUAUCCAGUCGAAUUCCGAUACCAUUGAUAUAGCUGAAGAGGCCUUCGCUAAUAUCAAUCACCACGAGAAAGUAUUCUUUUUGCAACAUAUUAAGACUUUACCAAACAAAGUCGAACAGAAAGCUCAGCUGGCUUUACUAGGAGGAAAGAUUCAAGAAGCAGAGUUACUGCUGUUGCAUAAUGGAAUGGUAUUUCAGGCAAUUUAUAUGAAUAUGAACUUGCACAACUGGACAAGGGCAUUAGAUCUCGGCAUCAAACACAAAACUCACAUAGACACAGUAUUAUAUCUGAGAGAAAAGUAUCUGGAUAGCUUAGGAAAACCUGAGAAUAACAACAAAUUCAACACACUCCGUGAAACAAUACAGAUCGAUCGAGAGAAAGUUGAACAAAAACUGGCAAUGGAGUUGCAGAAGAGAAAAUCCAGCAGUUAGAGGAAGAAUUGCUCAAAAAAGGAUAUCGAUGGAAUGUUAUAGAAUGAUUUAAUCAAUGUUUUCUGCUCUGAACAAAAAGAUUUUCUUGUUGAAGAACAAGCAAUUAUUUUUGUGAAUUGAAAUAAAUAUUAAAUAUACAUAGUUAUAUUAUAUCUAGACUUAUAAAUUAUCAUCCCUCUAUGGGUCAUCAAAGUAUAUUAUCUAUGAACAAAAUUUUGGUAGUUGCAUUGGUACAAAGAUUCUUCCGUGAUUGGGUUUCACGUAGAAAUCACAUUUUCUGUGUGAAUUAAUGAUAAUUCUUCAUUCUCCUGAUCCCCACUAAUCAGAGAAUGAAUUUAUUCAAUUUGAGUGUUUUAUAAGCAAUGAUAGUGAUACCAGGGGAUAUUAUCGCCGUGUUAUUCAUCGCUCUGGGAAAUUUUUAAAUGGCGUGAUGGCACUUUUGAUAAAUCGAUCAAGAGAAGAUUUGUUCUUCUAUGCAGUAUUAUUAUACAGUGCUUCUCAGAAGUAAUGUCUAGAAGCAAUUAAAAUUGAGUCAUAUAAAGCUUUAGGAAUAUUCCAUCGAAGUUUAAGUCAAAUAGAAUUAAACAUGCCUCCUAUCAGGAUAGUGAGGAUAAAUAUACUCGGGAUUAAACUAGCAAGAAAUCAGACUACCACUACUUUCGGUAUGGAUGCAUUUUUAGACCAAUCUGAACGAUUCUAGCUAUGGAGGUGACUUCGAGUCUGAAUCCUUUAUUUAUCAUCAAUAAUAUUUCAGUGUAUAAACCUAAUAUCUUCAGCAAUAUGAAAACAACAUCAUUGAAAUAUCGAAACACUGGCAGCCUCCACAGUAUAUGCCUCUACAGUAUUUUUCAUAAGAUAUUCAAAUAAUAUAUAAUAGUUUACGGUUGUCGCAAUUUUGCCUUGGCGAAGCAGGUGAGAUCAUUAACCAUAUACCUUCAGCAUAAAAAUAAUUUAAAGUUAAAUCAAAUACUGUCAGUUUGUUAUUGUUUUAUGCAAUAGACAUAUGAAAAUUGUGUAUAUCAUGAAGAAUGGCUGAAAGAAUAACUGGACUUCAGGUUACUGAGGAGGAUUAGAUAUCCAAAAUGAGUUGAUUUGAAUUAAGUCAUAUAACCUCUUUGUGAGAGAUAUAAUUCCCAUAUCACUGAUGACGAAUGGUUUUUUCGGAAGUUUCAAGCUCAUAAAGAUCAGAGUUUAUGAAAGUGUAUUUCUCCUAUACAUUUCCAUUUUGAUUUAAAUACUGAACAUAUUGGUAACUUGAGUUGAGAGAGAAUGUAAAUUCUCAAUUUCAGAGGAUUUUCAUUUUUCAUGCUCUGCUUUUGGAUGUUCAACAGAUAUAAUUCAAUAUUCGAAGUGGCAAAUAGCCAGGAAAGUAGUUGUUUUCUGUUGAAUAUUCAGAAUGAUAUUAUGUGCAUAUACACAUUUUUAUCUGAAGGAGAAUGCAAAUUCUCAACUUCAGAAGAUUUCGUUUUCAAAUUCUUAUCGUGUGUGUUCAAUAGAUAUAAUUCCAUAGGUAUUCGUCAUGGCAUAUAGCCAGAAAAGUAGUUAUUUUCUAUUGAAUAAACCGAUAAAGAAUUGAUAUUUUCAUCACAUAGAGAAUGCGAAAUCUCGAUGUGUUUCUUUAUAUAAUAAUUAUGAAUAUAUCCAUUUUUUUAUGUAACAUUUUUCAAAACAAAAUGUCACUGACAAGCUGUUGGACUUCUCUUUUAGGCUCUCUGAUAGAAUAAUUUUUUAAACGCAGUGACAUUUUGGGGCGAAUCAUCUGAUUUGUUUUACUACAUAUUGAAAUAUAACUUAUAUUCUGUGUUUUAUAGAAACGAGGAGAAAAUCCCAAAUAAACAAGGAAAAUAAAGUUAUACCAUUUUGCUCAAAGAGUAAGUAUUUGGUUUAGGGAUUGACCUUUUUACGUGUUUUUUGACAAGUUUCAUCGAUGUACUGGGUUCGAAUCAGGCCACCAUCAAUUUUGGAAAAUUACUGUGGAGAUUGAUAAUCCAAUUAUUACAUUCAAUAAUCCGAAAAUCAUGGCUUUUUAAAUUCUUGCAUUGAUCCACACAUACAGAGGGAUGAAAGAAAUGAACAUAGCAUUCAAUCAAUAAUGGUAUUUCAUAUUCUUCUUGUUAUCUAACUCGACCUAUUUUUUCCGAGAAUUGUAAUCAAGGUAGAUCAGGAGAUAUGCAGGGUUGUAAGUUUUGAAAUGAAAGCCCUGUAGGUAUAUGAACUGAAAGGAAAUAUAAAUUCUAUGUAUUACAGAAGGAGAAAAGUUGAGAGAGUUGUAUCACCUUCUCUAUAAGCAAGUCCUUCAUCCAGUGAACGAAAUAAUGAUUCCUAAAGCUAAUUAUCUAUUGGUCCCCGAUUUUCUUGGUUUUUUCUUCGGCACUUUUCAGAUAAUCCAGAUACUGUCCUUUCCUCAUUGGGUCAAGCUCAACCAAUCUUCUAUAGAACUGGACUCUGCAGUCGACGUAGUCUUUAUCAUUCAGUACUAGACUGCCAGUUAGCCAACACUUUGCCAUGAUGAUCCCU